AUGAAACAGUUAAAACUUACAGGUUUUGUUAUUUUCUUGUUCUUUUUGACUGAAUCCCUAACCCUGUCCACAAAGCCUCAAGAUGUAGAUGAUGUCAGUAUUACUCAGAAAUUUAUAGAGGAGAAUGUUGGAUAUAUCACCAUCAUCAUAUUUGCUCAAUAUAUUCAGGAGGCCUCCUUCGAAGAAGUGGAGAUGUUGGUAAAAACCAUGACAGAAUAUAGAGAUAAAUGCUUGGCUGACAUGACACUCCCAGAGUGUUCCGAAUUAGCUAAUGAUGUUUUACUGGAAAAUAUAUGUGCUUUGGAGGGACUUCCACAAAAGCAUAAUUUUUCACACUGCUGCAGUAAGGUCGACUUGGAAAAAAAACUUUGUUUCUUUCAUCAUAAGAAAGCUGAUGUAGGAUUUCUGCCCCCUCUUCCUACCUUGGAUCCUGAAGAGAAAUGCCAGACUUAUAAAAAUAACAGAGAAUCUUUUCUGAACAAUUAUAUAUAUGAAGUUUCCAGAAGGAACCCCUUUGUUUUUGCCCCUACCCUUCUAACUGUGGCUGCUCGUUUUGAGGAGAUGACUAAAACAUGUUGUGAAGAACAAGACAAAGCUAACUGCUUUCGAACAAAAGCAGAACCUGUCAUACAAUAUUUAAAAGCAUCAUCUUCUUUUCAAAAAAAUGUCUGUGGGGCACUUAUAAAAUUUGGAUUGCAAGUCUUAGAAUCUAUAAAUGUUGCUAUACUUAGUCAAAAAUUUCCCAAGAUUGAAUUUAAGGAACUUACCUCCCUUCUAGAAGAUGUUUCUUCCAAGUACCAUGGAUGCUGUGAAGGGGAUGCUGUGCAGUGCAUCCGUGGCAGGAGCAAAGUUAUGAGCCAUAUUUGCUUAAAACAAGAUUCCAUCUCCAGCAAAAUCAAAGAGUGCUGUGAAAAGAAAAUACCAGAGCGUGGCGAGUGCAUAAUUUCCUCAAAUAAAGAUGACAGACCAAAGGACUUAUCUCUAAGAGAAGCAAAAUUUACUGAAAGCGAAAAUGUGUGUGAAGAACGAGAUGCUAAUCAAACGAGCUUCAUGGCUGAGUUUCUCUAUGAAUACUCAAGGAGACAUCCGGAACUGUCUACACCAGAGCUUUUAAGAAUCACUGGCGUGUACGAGGAUCUUCUGAAAGAGUGUUGUCACACAGAAAACCCUCCAGACUGUUACCGCCACGCGGAGCACAGAUUCAACGAGACAACUGAGAAAAGCCUCAAGAUAGUACAACGAGAGUGUGAACGUUCCCAGAAUUUGGGGAAAGAGGACUUGAAAUACUACUACCUUAUCAAACUCACAAAGCUAGCCCCCCAGCUCUCCACUGAAGAACUGACCUUUCUUGGCAAGGAAAUGGUGACAGCUUUGACCACCUGCUGCACACUGAGUGAAGAGUUUGCCUGCGUUGAUAAUUUGAUGGAUUUAGUUCUUGGAGAGUUAUGUGGAAUAAAUGAAAAUCGGAACAUCAACCCCGAUGUGGACCACUGUUGCAAAACCAACUUUGCCUUCAGAAGGUCCUGCUUUGAAGGCUUGGAAGCUGAUAAAGCAUAUGUGCCUCCAUCUACCUUUCAAGGUUUAUUUACCUUUCACACAGACUUAUGUCAGGCUCAUAAGGAGGAGCUCCAGAGAAAGAAAGACAGGUUUCUUGUCAAUGUAGUGAAGCUAAAGCCUGAGCUUCCAGAUGCAGAGCUGCGGUCAUUGCUUACAGAUUUCACUAAUGUGGUGGUCAAGUGUUGCCAAGCAGAGGGGCCUGAAGCCUGCUUUAAUGAAGAGGGCCCCAAAGUGGCAGCCAAAUGCUAG
Puma concolor (puma) is the source of this 1806-nucleotide messenger RNA. It is a transcript of the gene AFM, whose product is annotated as afamin. Gene Ontology annotation, molecular function: vitamin E binding. Gene Ontology annotation, biological process: vitamin transport; protein transport within extracellular region. The record is from RefSeq and is a predicted model, not a curated record. Gene Ontology annotation, cellular component: cytoplasm; blood microparticle. NCBI's taxonomy places the organism in Eukaryota, Metazoa, Chordata, Mammalia, Carnivora, Felidae.